Messenger RNA from Saccostrea cuccullata (small rock oyster), 514 nucleotides. Its product is annotated as MAM domain-containing glycosylphosphatidylinositol anchor protein 2-like. The transcript has 4 exons. The coding region runs from base 1 to 420 and encodes 139 amino acids. The record is from RefSeq and is a predicted model, not a curated record. NCBI's taxonomy places the organism in Eukaryota, Metazoa, Mollusca, Bivalvia, Ostreida, Ostreidae. Gene Ontology annotation, cellular component: membrane.
AUGAUGCCAGGCAUUUUCUUUGUUAUUGGAAAGACUCAUUCUACUAUUACUGGUCCUAAUGGCGCCAAAGUCGGUACCUACUACAAGUACAUAGAAGCAUCACAACCCCAAGUCACCGGGGACAACGCUAAAUUGGUCAGCAAUAGAGUUUUCAAAGAUGAGACAUACUGUCUUUCCAUGUACUACCACAUGUAUGGACAAACGACCGGAACUCUUAAGAUUCAGACCCGGACCGGAAAUGACACGACAGUCACUCACUGGAAAAAGUCAGGUAACCAGGGCGACCAAUGGUACAGCCUUGAACUCAACCUCCCUAUUAACGACAACACUGAGAUAAUCAUUGAAGCCAUCAGGGGGUCAGACUUCUACAGCGAUAUCGCCGUCGACUACAUAGUGUUAUGGCCCAUUGCUUGUCCAUGAAGAGGUUAUUUCAGUGACCAGCAUCGACAGAAAUCUACAUGCAUCUGAAAAAUACUUUUGAUGUUUACUUUCAUCUAUGUAUUAUCUAUCUGAA